Molecule: messenger RNA, 5562 nt
Organism: Spea bombifrons (plains spadefoot toad)
Lineage: Eukaryota; Metazoa; Chordata; Amphibia; Anura; Pelobatidae
Gene: SPHKAP
Product: SPHK1 interactor, AKAP domain containing
Exons: 12
Coding region: 118-5037 (1639 amino acids)
Cellular component (GO): cytoplasm
Molecular function (GO): protein kinase A binding
Source: RefSeq, a predicted model, not a curated record
AGCAGCAGCAGUGAGUGUCUUGAUGUGAUUCCUGGGUCCCUGUGCUGAACACAUAUAUACCUGUCCUGUCUGCUUCUGGACCUCUAGGGCACCCAUCUACAUGCUCGCCUCCUAGGGAUGUGGCCCUAUGCUUUCCAGAGUAACGUUGACCUGACUGCAAUGUAUGGAAAGUGUGACAAUUAUGGGAGCAGCGGGGGCAGCAGCAUCAUGGAUACUUCCACUAGUAACCUGGGAAGCUCUAUCACAGCUUGUAAGAAGGUUUUAUGCACCAAUCGACCUUCAGAGUCUUUGGAAUACUGGCUGCAGAACUCCAGGAGCUUGUGUCGGGUCGGCCUGGUAGAAGAAAGGCUAGAAGCAAUCUGCCCGUCUAUUUGUUUUGUCAGUCUCAACAUUGCAGAAGAGGAUUCAAGCAAUCCAGCUUUACAGAAGAAACUGACAGAAGUAUCUCCAGAUCUCCCCAAAUUAAUGAAAUCCGUGAGAGGACAAGAACUGAGGGAAAAUGAAAUUGUCCUGCUGAGUGGGCUAACAUCGGGGAGACUUUGGCCAACCGUUGAGAACCAACAAGUUCAUUGGCCGACUGAUGUCUGCUUGUCGCAGUUUGGGAAGGAUCUCUUUGAGAAAAAUCCUAGCUGCAUAAUCUUGGAACUGAAUAAAUUUAUACUGGGUCUGGAGCUGGCGCAAGAGAGUCACCUGCAGCCUGACGCUUCUCCUCUCCGAGCCGAAGAUGAUACAAACUGCUCGGUAUCAUCUAUAGAAGAAGAUUUCCUGACUGCGUCAGAACAGCUAGAGGAAGACAGUGAAGGUGAAAACAGGAGAGAUGCUCUUGAAGAACUCAAGAAUAAUAUACACAAAGGAGAACAUUUUCAGAUUGAAAAGCUUAAAUGGAUGCAAAACAAAAAAGAAGGCAAAUCAGAAAGUCGUCACACAGAUGGCAAUGUCCUCUUUGAACAGGACAUUGAGUUGGAUAUGACUGGAAUCAAAUUGGAAUCAAAUGCUGAGAAGCUCAUGCAACAAAAAGAGUGUAUUGGAGAGCAUCAUGUAAGAAGACCUUCUCUUCAUACGGGGACCCCAGAUGAUACAGAUUGUAUAAAUAACAUAAACAAAAGUGUUCAUGAGCUGUUCAAGGAAGAAGCACUCAACAAGAAGUCAGAAGACACCAAUAAUCAACAUGUCAAGGAUUGUAAUGCUGAUGACUGUACAGAAUCUUUUGAUGAUCCUGCGACCACAGGUCAGUACGCAACAAACCUGGCGGAGUGUGUCUUACAGGAUGCAUUCAUAAGGCUAUCUCAGUCUGAUACUACUUUCACCAAAGAGGCUGCUGUCAGUAUCUCAGCAAAUGACUCUGUGCUCAAGUCCAAAGUACAGUCUCCAGUUGCCUCUCGCCCAUGGAAUGAGCUUCCCAAAAUUGUGAUAGUACAGAGCCCAGAUAGCUAUGAUAAUCCAACAGAAUGGACUGAUGAUACUCACUGGCAAGAGCAAGAGAAUCCUAUAGAUGUUUUAGAACAUUGGUCAGAUAAGAAUGUAUCUCACGGUCAAACACAUAGCACUUUGGAAGUGGCUUUAGCGUGUGCUGCAUCAGUUAUUGGAACAAUCUCAAGCCCUCACACUGCUGAUAGAUUUAAAAUGGAACAAGGAGAAUAUGAGAACACCGAUGAGAAAGACUCUGGAGAGGAACAGCCUCUAGAAACAGCUACAUUUCCAAGUGUUGUCCUUGGAGAAGAAUAUUCUGUGCCAUCUGCCUUAUGUGGAAUGACUCAAGUGGCAAGCGCUGUAGCUGUUUGUGGUUUAAGUGAACAAAAGCAAGCCCUUUAUCCGUCAACAUCCAACGUAUUGUUGGCAGCAGCUGACACCUCUACAGCAGUGGCGCUACACUGUAGCAUUGCAUUGGGUAGCAGCAUGGAGAAACUCAAAGAUAACAUUGCAAAGGUUCUGCUUAAGGAAGCAGCUUUGGUAUUGACCAGUCCAAACACAUAUAGGAAUGUUGGGGAGUUUAUAGAAUCUAUCAAUGAGAGGCUUCUGAGUAGUGUAAGCUCUUCCAAAUUGACACAUGUGGAUGAUGUUAUUAACCAUGAUUUGGCCCAUAAUUUAUCAGAUGCUAUACUGCGGCAUUCUGCAGAUGAAGCCAGCCAAAGGUUACAAAGUACUGACAGUCAGGCUUGUUCCAAAACACAAGGUGCUUUUGUGGCAACCACCACUGAGCUACUGUUUAAUGUGAUGCAUUUUACCUGCAAGAAGAUGAGCGAUCUUGUGCAGUCGGGGGACUUGCCUUUUGACCUGGAUGAUAAAAGCAAACAUGCAAUCUCAGACAAUGGAGAGGGUCAUCUUGAUCAUUUUCUGAAUUUAUCAAUGGCUCACAGUCCAUUGGAUCAGUGGAAUGGAAGCCAGUCAACAGAGAAAAAUAAUGAACAUAGUGCAGAUAAAUUUCCUAAAUGUGAUAUGGCUGAUGAUAAUACACUUCCAAAAGAAAUGAUUUGCAAUAACAACCAACUAGAAGUGAAUGCAAAAAAAACAUGUAGUAAACAGUACAUGAAAAGGGAAAGUUACAGACGCCGCCAUAAUGAGCACAGAGUUGUCUUAGGCAGGGAAAGCUCUUUUAAUCUAGAUGAGAGUAAAUGUUCUACUGAAGACCAAAGCUCCAUGGAAGGAAUGAUAAAUUCUGGAAGCCAGGAAAAGCUGUGCUAUGAUAUCAGUGUAUCUAAAGACUUUCCAUCAAAUUUAUCAACGUUGAAUAAUUACAUGUUGCAUCCCUCUCAAGCAGCCAUUACACUGAAACUCCCAGCCAAUAAUUACUGCUUGACAGACUUUGCAGAUGAUUUAGCAGAGACUGUUGUCUCUAUGGCCACUGAAAUAGCAGCUGUUUGCCUGGAAAACUCUCACGGCAAACAGCCUUGGUUUUGUGCCUGGGCGAAGGGUAGCGAGUGUCUGAUGACGUCUUGCAGAACAAUGAAAAGGAAAAAAGAUGUGUCAUCUGGUGGAGCAGUAGUCAGAAGGCACCGGCCACCAAGACUUAGUGAAAUUAAAAAGAAGACAGAUGAACAUCCCGAGCUGAAGGAACGACUGAUGAACAGAGUGGUAGACGAGUCCAUCAACCUCGAAGACACCACAGACCCGGUCAGUGCAUUUGCCAAUGAAGUGGCUUCAAAAAUUCUUAAUCUAACGGAGUCAUCAGUGGGAGACACCAUAUGGCAAGGACAAAAUGUGUCAAGAAACAGAUUACACUGUGACAGGUGGAGCAGAGGCAAAGCUUCUAGUUAUGAAAGCAUACCAGAAGAAGAUCUGGAUGCCAAGAAUCUUUUCAACACGUUGGGCCCAGGAAGCCUGUUGGGACAACCAUUUAGUAGAACCAGUUCAGUUUCUAAGCAGUCCAGCUGUGAGAGCAUCACAGAUGAAUUUUCAAGAUUUAUGGUCAACCAAAUGGAAAAUGAGGGAAGGGAGUUUGAACUUUUGUUGGACUACUAUGCUGGAAAAAAUGCAAACAACAUCCUGAACUCAGCAUUGCAACAGGUCUCCAGGAGAAACAGCCACUUGAAUGUGAGAUCAGCCUGCGUCUCCAAGCAGUCUAGUACAGAAAGUAUAACAGAAGAAUUCUACCGAUAUAUGCUAAAGGAAAUAGAUAAGGAAAACAAGGACGUUUUAGGAAGCCGGAAAACUGCAGAAUGGACAAGCAAUCUUAUGCCUCCCUCACCACGCACACCAUUUUGUUUUCGCCAGUCUUCCAUGCCAUGUAACAGAUCUUCAAGUGCACGGUUAACCGUAAAUGCUCCCAUCAAAGCAAACUCUCUAGAUGGCUUCUCGAGAAGUGGUUCUCGUGACUUCCUUCACCUGCAGCCGGUCAGUGCCAUUUCUUCCACAAACCUGUGCAAGUCAGAUUCCUGUCUGUAUCAAAGGUGCCAAACAGAUCAAGCCACAGACCUGUUAAUCCAUGAAACAUGGUCCAACUCCAUUGAGGCGCUAAUGCGCAAGAACAAGAUCAUAACAGAUAGUACUGAUGAUGAUGAUGAGGUAGACCUAUCACCCAAAGGAUCACCAGCACACGUGGACAGUUACGCUAACAAGCUGGCUGCUGACAUUGUUCAAAGUGGAAAAUCUCAGAUUAUCCUUCAGGAUUCCUUUGAUGGCACAACAAAUGGAAAUGUUUAUUGUAAAAGUACACCCCCAGCUCAGUAUAAGCACACUGACAGCUUUGAGACGGUAAACAUAACGACAAAUACAUCUCAUUCUGUCUGCCAGCCUGGCCCAUAUGCUGGCCAGAGGGGGGUCCCGCUGAUACAGAUAGAAACAGACCAAAGGGACACAACAGAAGAAGAUGCGGAAGGGGGCGCUCUGGAAGUUCUCUGCUCCAAAGACUCUUCAGAACAAGAUGUUGAGAGAAUCAUGCCUUCUCCUGCAAGUGUCAGGACUCAGCAGGUACUAAACACUCAGGUUUCACUAAAAGAGAAACCAAAACCUGAUGUCCCCAUCGUUCUGAGCAGCAGUGAGGACAGUACAGGCAGCUGGUCUCAACUUGCAAAUGAAGAGGAAAACCCAGAGGACACCAGCAGCUUCUUGCAGCUUAGUGAAAGAUCCACCAGCAAAGGUAACAGCAGCACAUCCAGCAGCAUGGGAGCCACAGACUUGGAUUAUCUUGAAGUUAUUUCACCCGCCAUUCCUGCUGAUUUAAAAUUAGAAGAAGGACACCCGACCAAAGAAAUCCAGGAGAAUCCUGAUGAAUGCACGUCUGGAUUAUCAGUGGGUACAGCUAGCUGUCAGAUGGAGAUCUGCAUCAUAAACGUUGAUCUGGAGUCUGACCGAUACAAUUCUGAGCUUCGCACAACAUUACAGUGGAUUGCAGCAUCCGAGCUGGGUAUACCUGCUGUCUACUUCAAGAAUUCUCAGGAGCACAGGUUUCAAAAGUUCCUUGAAGUUUCCCGCAUGGUACAAGCUAAAUCCUGGAAAGUGGGAGAUAUUUGGAGUGCCCUGAUUCUUCAUUGCAAGAUGCAGGCACAGGGGAGCAAAGCGUCCCCCAGCUUUUUCGACUGGCUGUUGGAAAUGGGAUAAGUGACCCCAAAUCCAUGCAAACACCAUGGGACAGUGAUGGAUUUCUGUAUUCCGCUCCCCCACUUCAACUUUCAGCGCAAAUAGACUGCAUCUUCCUUUUUGUACAGUGUUGGAUUGACAGAUUGUAUAUUUAGAAUGUAUUAGACCAUGUUUUUUUAGGCAAGUGGGCCAUGCUUAAUAUUUUUCUAGUAUGUAUAAAUAUAUAUGUAUAUAUUGAGUGGAAUGCCUAUAGUAUGGCAGGGAAUUGCGGGCGUAUUUUGAGUAUGUAAUACUGGAGAUUUCAGAGUAUACGGAUUGGUCUUGACAUGGUAUGGAAUUGGCAGUAACUUGCCAUGCACUGUGAGGAGUGAAUCUCUCUGUUUAAUCCAAAUGUUAUAUUAUUGGCGCCAAUCUUUUCCUCGCUUACCUUUCUGCGAGUUUGAACGAAAUAUUCUCACAUUCAAAAGGUUAAUCCAGUCAUAUGUUCAUAAUCCGGUCAAACUAAGGAAUAUGGGUAUAAUUUCAGGAAUAUUUGAAAAAAAGAAA